UACUACUGAAUUUAGUGAUAUGAUUUACACAUUCCCCAUGAUAUAUUUUAUACUUGAUUCUGCAGUAAAUAUUAUGAUAAAUUUCAAGAGAAUUGAUGAAAGGUCAAAUUAUUCACUUAGGCCCUUUUCCUUUAAGUUAAAUCCACUGAAAAGUGGACCUUCCUGUAAAAUAAGUGUAGGUAACGUCAGAGAUGAGAAAGGGAAUCUGACUGGGAUCGGAGGCAGGACCUCAGUGAUCUCGAUUUUAAUGUUUUCCUCUGAAACAAAGUCAAAAAAUGCUCCAGGGAACUUCCAUAAGCCUCACAUGGAGGUUUUCGUUCGGCCUUCCUCAGGUACAAUUAAGUCUUCUAUUAGAAGUAUGGAAUGUACAUUACUGAAGAUAAUGCAAAGGUUGGUAAAAGUUGACAAGUUAGGCAAGGUAACACUAUCGCUUCGGGUACAAAUAAUGGAGGAUUCUGGAGGACUCUUGUCAGUGUGCAUAAACACGCUCAUCUUGUGCCUUUACCUGUCUGGAAUUGAGAUGAUUAGUGUGCCAUAUUCAGUUUCAGUUGGCAUUGUUAGACCAUCUUCAGACUCUUUAACGGCCGAAGAUUUAGUGAUUUUGGAUCCUACAGACUAUGAGAUUGUCACUUAUUGUUCCACAGCCCUUACUAUUCUGUGUGACCCUGAAACUGGGGAAAUUUCACUGAUUACAAUCGACUCUGGAAGUGGCUUAUACGGUCACUCAUUACCACUAAUCAAGUCAUUGGCUCAAAAAGCUGCUGUAAAAUAUAUGGAGGAAGUUGAAAAGUUAAAAGCAGGAUCUUAA
Molecule: messenger RNA, 808 nt
Organism: Theileria parva strain Muguga
Lineage: Eukaryota; Apicomplexa; Aconoidasida; Piroplasmida; Theileriidae
Product: 3' exoribonuclease domain 1 protein
Exons: 3
Coding region: 20-808 (262 amino acids)
Biological process (GO): nuclear mRNA surveillance; U4 snRNA 3'-end processing; rRNA catabolic process
Cellular component (GO): nuclear exosome (RNase complex); nucleolus; cytoplasmic exosome (RNase complex)
Source: RefSeq, a predicted model, not a curated record